AUGAGAGAGGUAGGGAAAGAGGGUACACACACUUGGAAUUACACCACGUUGAUGGGAGAGAAGACUUGCAUGGUAGACCCCAUAGUUGGUGGUGAUGGUGACCUUAGGGGAAUACUCUUUUCCAUAAAAGAAAGAAUCCCGAAGGUUCGAGAGGAAGAGGGAGAAAAAAGGGUUAAGCACCUCAUCUUGAAAGUCGAGAGAGAUGGUUGGGAAAGAGGGUCGAGGAAUAGAGGGAUAAAGAGAAUACCUCCAUAUGGGAAGGAUGACUCAUCUUCUCGAGAGGGGGACAAAUUUG
Messenger RNA from Dovyalis caffra, 295 nucleotides. The record is from the annotation of a GenBank genome assembly. Lineage: Eukaryota; Viridiplantae; Streptophyta; Magnoliopsida; Malpighiales; Salicaceae.